This is a messenger RNA of Helicoverpa armigera (cotton bollworm), 5442 nucleotides long. RefSeq names its product TBC1 domain family member 16. Gene Ontology annotation, molecular function: GTPase activator activity. The transcript has 7 exons. Gene Ontology annotation, biological process: activation of GTPase activity. Bases 205 to 2457 code for a protein of 750 amino acids. Gene Ontology annotation, cellular component: early endosome. The record is from RefSeq and is a predicted model, not a curated record. Lineage: Eukaryota; Metazoa; Arthropoda; Insecta; Lepidoptera; Noctuidae.
GGCUGUGACGUUGGUCCGAGCGCCGCCGGUUCUAUUCUCGCUGUCCGAUCAAUACGGCGUUAUCAACAUAGCUGUGUAGGUGUUUACAUGCGCGUAGUACCCACACAGCUUCGCUUGAAUGAGGUUGUCGCGAGUGAUAACGCGCCGCAGUAAAUAAGCCGUGAUUUAAAUUUUUAAGGAAAUGUGAACAUAUCCCGCAGCGAAAUGCCGCUGCCAGAUCUUUUGAAACGAGCCUCGAGCUAUUUUCUCGGUUUGGAGUUUGAUGAUAACGAGGAACCCCCUGAUUACGUCGACAACGAAAUAUUGUUUUGCAAGAACAAUGUGUGCGUGCAUCCUCCGACCGUUGCAAGGCAUGAACUUGAUAUAGUACACCAUCCUGGAUACCUCACAGUCACGACUAAGGUGUUUACGGACCAACAUAACAACGCCAAACGACCCACGCUUUUCCUGAACUGGAUUCCGAAUUCUACGCUGCGGAAAUGUCCUUCGGCCGUAGAAACCAGCCCGAGCGAGGAGCUAGUAUGUGCUGGCAAGCCGGCGAAUGCAAAGGAAAUACCCAUGUCCCGCAGCAAUACAAACAGCGCUAAAUUGGACGCUAACAACGAACGUGCAUUUUCUGAUUCCUCAGAAACUACGAGUCUUAAUUCUAACUCUGAUAAGCAAAGUAUUAAAUCAUCUGAUACGAGAUACACACACAAUGACACUACGCAGGAGGAGUUAUCCUCCAGUUCAAAGCCCACUGUGAAGUCUAUAGACUCGGUGAAGGAUAAUGUUUUCAGUAGCUUUGAGAAGGACGAGUCUCGGGAUGAGGUGUUUAUGUACGACAAACAUGUGAGAUCACAGUCAAUGACCUCGGUUAACAUCACGAUUGCUAAUCCAACAAUAGAAAACGUAGAUUUGACCCCUGAUUCUGUGUCGGGGGACAGGUUUAUUAGGUCACUGUCAAUGAGUUCGUGUGACGAGGGUAAUCCAAAUUGGAUGAGUACGCCGGAGUUUUUAGCUCUGAAACACAAUCUGGUGUUUCCUGACAGCGUGCAUAGCUCACCGGUGCCGCAACGUAGAGCUCCUUUAAAAUGUCGAAGGUUUUCAGUAGACUUGAGUCAGAUGCGGUCAUUGCGACUCUUCUUCAACGACGACAAUUGCACCUGCGGCCAGUUAGUAGUCGCAUCCAGGGAAUCCCAGUACAAAAUACUCCACUUCCACUAUGGAGGUCUGGACCACUUGGCACAAGUACUGCAUCGAUGGCACUCGUUGCUACAUAACAUCAAACUUACACCAGGCACUGUUUCCACAGGUUCUGAAGAGCCAAAUCUACCCUACCGACAUUUUAUGGUAUGCCGUCCAGAGGUACAAAAGUCUGAACAACAUCCUGAAGAAGGGAAGCUUCCCAAAAUAUCCCCCGAAAUAUUCUACGGAAAAAUUAUGAACGGAAAGGGCGUUAUUGAAGACGAUCUAUUUUUGAGGAAAUGUGUAUUUUUCGGAGGAUUGGACAAGGAACUGAGGAGAGAAGUGUGGCCAUUCCUCUUACACUGCUAUCCGUACAAUUCGACUUAUGACGAAAGAGAGAUAAUACUUCAGAUUAGGUCAAGAGAAUACGAAGAAAUUUCGAGAAGAAGACUGGAAAAGAUGACUCCUGAGCAGCAUGCAGUUUUCUGGAAGACAGUCCAGUGUGUCAUAGAGAAGGACGUGGUUAGAACGGACAGAGGCAAUCCAUUUUUCGCAGGCGAGAAUAAUUACAACGUAGAAAUUAUGAAGAACAUUUUGUUGAACUACGCCGUAUACAAUCCGAUUUUAGGUUACACACAAGGAAUGAGUGAUCUCUUAGCACCGGUACUGUGCGAGAUAAAAUGUGAGGCAGAAGCGUUCUGGUGCUUCGUCGGUCUGAUGCAGAGAGCCAUAUUUGUGUGCACCCCAACCGACAACGAUAUGGAUAACAAUCUUGUAAGAUACAACAACUGUUUAAUGUCGAAUAAUAGCUACUUGCGCGAGCUUAUAAGGAUAAUGUUGCCACAUUUUUACAAGCAUCUGGAGAAACAUGUGGACGCAAUGGAACUACUGUUCUGUCAUCGUUGGAUACUUUUGUGCUUCAAGCGCGAGUUCACGGAGGCCGUAGCGCUCCGCAUGUGGGAGGCGUGCUGGGCCAACUACCAGACGGACUACUUCCAUCUGUUCCUCUGCCUGGCCAUCAUUGCCGUGUACGCCGAUGACGUCAUCGCACAGGACCUUAAUACUGACGAGAUGCUGCUGCAUUUCAGCUCUUUAGCAAUGUACAUGGACGGCCGUCUCAUCCUCCGCAAAGCAAGAGGUCUUUUGCACCAAUUCCGUCAACUGGUUAGGAUCCCCUGUACCUUGGUGGGCAUGUGUCAGCGAUGUGGCCCAGGCAUAUGGGACUCAACCCAUAGGCCUAGUGUCGAAUGCACUGGCGCCCAUGACUUCUGCAAGUAUGCUGUUCAGUAAGAAAACGGAAGGAAAGGAAAGGAAGGCAAGAUAUUUGGCAAACCGUCGUGAUUUUGGCAAGCCUAUUAGGCAAAUAUGGGUCUUAAAGUUAUGUGUUGAAUGCGGGACAUUUUUAAUGUAGACAGAUCAGUAUUACUUUAGUUUUUUUUUUAUGAUAGUGCCAUGCAUUGAUUUCAGCUUAUAUUUAGAAGUAAAAAUGCCAUAUUUGUUCGAUAAAUGCAACUGGUAGAUUUAUAUUGUGUAGACAGUUUGAUAUGUAAACAUUUAUUUUCGUUUAUAAGAGAAAUCUAAGUAACGGGGUCUCAAAUUAUUAUUGUUAAAAAUACAGUUUUUUUAUUUGUAUGUUUUUAAGAGUUCUAAGUAAAUUAUCAUGUUUUUUAGAAAGUAACUAUUGACGAAUGAGUGUACAGUCUAACGAAUCGGUCACGUUUUCACAGUAUUCUUGAUAUUUGUUCGGAGUUUUCAGGACGUAAUGCUCUAGUGAAAAUGUGGCCUACAUUUCAGGUCCGUUUUGUACAGAACAUGCUAAUUACCGCUUCAGAAAUAGUAAAGUUUUGUCAAUCGAUAAUAUUGACAGUUUUAGGACAUUUCUUUGUUCUAUAGAAUAAGGUUGACAGAGUAUUUAUGUAUUUUAGUAGGUUCUUAACAAACUUUCUCCAACAGUGUUAAAUUAUUAUUUAUUUAGAUAUGCAUUUUCUAAAAUCGAGCCGAAUGGUAACUUCGACUACACAAUGGAUUGAAAGGUCUUAAAGGAGAAAAUUAGAACAACUUAAUUAUUUUCAGAUGCUAAAUUUAAUUAAAACACAAAUGAUUUUAACAGAAACGGUAUACGUAUUACUGUGCAAAAUAAAGCACAUCGUACAAAAUCAAUGUAAUUCUAUAAGUACAAAUUAAAUCAGUAUUAAAAACUUGGAAAAUGGUGUCAGUAAGGAAAUUGAGGAUAUGGCUAGGACAUAUCAAAUUGGUAACGACAAAUGUUCAAUGAACUUAUCAUUUCUUUUUGAAAAUUAACAAAAUUAAAAAUUGUACCUGGUUAAUAACUAUAUGGAAACUAGAAAUUCUAGGGAGAAUUCAUAUCGAACAUGGAAACAUACAAAAUUAUUUGAAAAACGAUGUUUGUAAAAUAUUGUAAAUUUUUAAAAGACUAUUUUAUGAAUUAAUUAUUUGAUAGGUUUCUCAAAGCAUCAGCUAUAUAAUUAUUUAAAAAAAGCGCAGCUAUUAAUGAUAUUUUAGAUUAAGAUUUGCUGUAUGAAAUCUAGGCAAUUAUCUACAUGGAAAAACAUAGGUCAAAAAUGCUUGGUGUUAUAUAAAAUCCCUGUUAGCUGAAUGAAGUUGUUGCAAAAAUAUAAUCUAAACUAAAGUACAGAAUUUUGCGAUUAUUGGGGAGUUACUUUUACGGAGUUCAAUUGGAUAUGGCAGUGUAUAUCGUCUAUUUCACUUAGGACCGAUUUUUGAAUCACCAGUAAACUUCUAUCUGAAGAAUAUGUUUGACGUUUUGACGGUGUGUAUAGAAAAUUCCAGCCUCCAUAUUCAUUCCUCAGUUAGAAGUUGAUGAUUGAAAAAUUGGUCCUCAAGUUAUGUAUUUAUUUAAUCUAUUCCAGUAUCUUUAUAUAUUUAACACAGAGUUUAUUAAUUGACUAUAACUUAAUACUAAUUUUAAGAAGGUAGGCAAAUAUUUUCGUUAUAGUAAUCUGAAAUGUAAAAUGCAACAAAAAUGCAUCCUAUGAAUGAAUAAGUUUGUAUUAAUGUUAGGUAGGAACUUAAAUAUUUUAUUAUUUGUUAGGUGCCGAAUGAUCAGAUUUUGAAUUACUAUCUCUCUGUCUUUAAGGUUUUUAUUACAGCGACUUGCAAUAGUGACUUUAACUGUUGUUUACUUUGGAAGACCCAUGAUCGGUUUCUGAGCACCUGUACCAGACGUUUAUUUAUUCAUUUUCACGUCCAAUAAAGAAACCGGCUCAGAAACCGGCCAUGCCUCAAAAGAUUCUGAGAGUCGUUCUUGUACCUACGGACUUCUAGAUUUUAAGGUAAUUUUGUACAUAAUUAUAAUCAAACAUGUGUAGUUAGUUUGGUAAUACGAGAUGUCAAUCACUGUUAGUUGCUAGGUGUCACUAUGAGAAUUGGACUUUUGUGUGAACCACUGAAUGUAUAAAACCUACGAAUAUUUUGGCCCCUCUUGAAUAUAUGAGUAAAAACAAAGUGUAGGUAUCUACUAUAGUACUGAAUUACUUUCCACAUUAGAUCUGACUUGAGAAAAAACGCAUUUUGUACCUACUAUAGAUCUUGUAUGUUUGUGGCAAGACGCAGGAAUCCAUCGAUAUUACAUAAUGGUCGAAUGGUCAAUGUUAUUGUGUAAGUAGUGGCUAUAUGUUCGUCUGAAACACACAGGACCUAUUAUGCAGAAUGGCUGCUUAACAUACAACAACUGCAUAAAAAUAUGAUAUCAAAAAAGUUAUAAAGCCCAUCUACAACUUGUCUGCUGCUAUUUACCGCACCUUUUCCUCCAAUUAGUUUAUAAUGGUAUCCCCUACAUCAAAGACGAAGAUAUUUUAAAUGUUAUGAGUAGCAAUAUCCCAAUUACUAUGUUAGGUAGACAAUAGAAACUUUUUAGGUACCACACAUGCACUUGUACAAUACAAAGGAUAGCAAAAGAGGUAGAUGGUCACUCAAGCAGUCUUGUAAUGAUACCAAUAGAAAAAUAUCACCAAAAAUACUUUAGCCAUACUUUCUUAGAUAUCGAUUAAUGAUUUACUUCAAAUAGUUUAAAUAUUCUUAUACAAUAUGAAUAAAAUGUAUUACGAUAAUUAUGAGGCUACAAAAAUAUUUUAAAGGUUUAUUUUCGCAUAUUGUGAAUUGUUACGCGUACUCUGUGAUAUAUAAUGAUCUGCUUGUAUUAUACUGUGUAAAUGUUAAUAAAUGUAUGUAACGAAACGUAAUGUAUUGAUGAAGCCAUAUCUUAUUAGAAAUAAAUGUACAAGCAUCCGUUGA